AUGGCAACUCACAACAUCUUACUGUGCUUUGAUAAUCCCAUUAGUAGCAUUACCGGGCUGUGCACCUCGCCUGGCCCUACACACAGGGAUAGGCCUGAGCGAUGUUAUCAUGAGGGGCCGAAAAGAGAAAGCAGGCUUCUAGCCCACGGCACAAGACAGGGGGGAAUGCGUAACCUGCUCCGGCGAGGAAUGCGGAUGUUGUCCGUCUGUGCGACCUCGCCCACUAGAUUGGCUGGGGAUAUCAUUUCCUGGAUAGAAACAGCAGCAUGCAGCUGGAUCCAUGAUGCGGCUAGAGCUCGUGCCCACCCCGCCCAAGUAGAUGCGUCAGUUAAUGUGUUCUCCGGAAUCCGCGAGCCGAAAGGGAAAUUUAGUAGAAUGGUGCCUAACCAAACAUUAUCCUCGUCAGCUAGCCACUCGGAACACAACAACUACAGUACGAUCACUUGCUGGAUUAAGACAUUUCCGAGGGAGCGCCUGCUGAUUAUCAGUGCGACAAGCAAUUGGACCCUGUUUCCACUAUUUGUCCUUCCGUUUAAUUGUUGGAUCGACAUGACCGUCAGGAGCCCGAGCCUUGAUGGAUGCCGCGCGCACACAAAAACACACAGACACAGCACUAGAUACUGGGAGAGGGAUGCCAAGAAUCUGACGGCUAAAGCUAGUCCACGGGCCAGGCUGACGGAGGUGGAUGGCAAGUGA
Messenger RNA from Aspergillus welwitschiae, 696 nucleotides. RefSeq lists its product as uncharacterized. The record is from RefSeq and is a predicted model, not a curated record. The coding region runs from base 1 to 696 and encodes 231 amino acids. The transcript has 5 exons. NCBI's taxonomy places the organism in Eukaryota, Fungi, Ascomycota, Eurotiomycetes, Eurotiales, Aspergillaceae.